AUGUGGACAACAGGCAUCGCGUGUCUGCUGAUUGCAAGCAGAGUAGCAGCACAAAAUGCCACUUUUGAAACGCCAGCAGGCACAAUCACCACCAUUUUGAGAGUCGACAAUGGAACCUUUGGACCCGCCGUGGAAGAGGUCCAUUACUACUACGAUCAGUUCCCAAUCGGUAUUGCAGCAGCGUCAGAUGGCCGCCUUUUUGCCUCUUAUACCCGUGGAGAUUACGUCUAUACUCUAGGAGUGAUCACGAACAAAACAGCAGAAGAGCCAUAUCCUUCUGCUGAACUCAACCUCCCGCCUGAUCAGCUCAACACCACCUGGAAUGGCAUUCCCUUCGGAUCUGGGAACGCUUCUGCAUUCAUUUCAGUGCAGGCUCUAUACAUUACUUCGCCAGGCGCUGGACGUCCAGAGACACUAUGGGCCCUCGAUACAGGUCGACCAACCGUACACAACGCGGCAGGAGAGCCUUCAAUGCCAUAUGCACAGCCUGGCGGCCCAAAGCUUGUGGCCAUAUCGCUACAGAACAACACAAUAUACCAGACCUACACCUUUCCUGCAGACGUGCAUUACCCAGACAGCUAUCUUAAUGAUCUUCGCUUCGACUUCAAUCCCAAUCUGUCAGGUACUUCCGGCAAAGGUAUCGCAUACCUAGUGGACAGUUCCAAUGAAGGCCGGCCAGGUUUCAUUAUGGUGGAUCUGGGGACCGGUGAAUCUUGGCGAAGACUGGACCAGGAUGGAUCUGUUCUACGUGGUUUGAAUGCGGUUCCCUCAUACUAUGGCGCACCAAAGUAUCUUGACAUGAAGGGCAUGGGAACCAAUUGGCAGAAAGAAGGUCUCGAUGGUAUCAAUCUCAGCGACGAUGGACAGAGGAUGUACUACUCUCCUCUGUCAACGAAUUACCUCUGGUCUAUUCCCACUGCCAACCUCCGCCUCAAGAUUUCUGAGUGUGCAUCUGCCGAGGUCUUCGCACACGCCAACGUUUCGAACCAUGGACAGCGAGGCGGGAACGCCAACGGCUUCGAAGGAGAUACAAACGGCUACAUUUAUCAGCUCAUGCCUGAGCAGAAUGCGGUCUACUACUUUGAUCCAACGGACGGAUUGACCAAACCUUUCGCCAGAGAUCCGAGAAUCAUAUGGCCUGAUGGCGGGUCUGUUUCAACGUCUGGCUAUCUGUAUUUGAACAUCAACCAGUUGCCAUUUCAGCCUGACUGGAACAAUGGAACGGACUUGAGAUUGCACCCAGGAGCAAUUUUGAGAGUGAAGUUGCCGAAUGGUGGAAAAAAGGUUACGUCUUUGUACGACUAUUGA
Molecule: messenger RNA, 1308 nt
Organism: Sphaerulina musiva SO2202
Lineage: Eukaryota; Fungi; Ascomycota; Dothideomycetes; Mycosphaerellales; Mycosphaerellaceae
Exons: 3
Coding region: 1-1308 (435 amino acids)
Source: RefSeq, a predicted model, not a curated record